Messenger RNA from Iphiclides podalirius (scarce swallowtail), 324 nucleotides. The record is from the annotation of a GenBank genome assembly. NCBI's taxonomy places the organism in Eukaryota, Metazoa, Arthropoda, Insecta, Lepidoptera, Papilionidae.
AUGGCAACACAGGGCGUGCGGAGCUCGUUACACGUUACGGCGUUCACCUUCUCACUCCUCAUUAAAAUUUGCACGACAGCUUCUAAAUUCUACUCUUUUCUCCGCACCUCCAUUUCAAUAUACGGGAAAAAGUGGAAGAGCACCGUGCACGGAGCACCGAGCCGGGCUGGCAAAACUUUUGCCGCCCCACCCGCUCGAGGGGGGCAAAAAGUGUUGCCGACGGGGAGCCCUCGUAGCUAUACCUAUGUCGGGGAAAAGUUUUCCGUGUUGCGGGCAGGGGGAAUGGGGGGGGAGGGUGAACGCAUGCGCGACGUGCUAGCCGCA